Trichoderma reesei QM6a is the source of this 606-nucleotide messenger RNA. RefSeq lists its product as uncharacterized. The record is from RefSeq and is a predicted model, not a curated record. The transcript has 3 exons. Gene Ontology annotation, biological process: mitochondrial respiratory chain complex I assembly. The coding region runs from base 1 to 606 and encodes 201 amino acids. Lineage: Eukaryota; Fungi; Ascomycota; Sordariomycetes; Hypocreales; Hypocreaceae. Gene Ontology annotation, cellular component: membrane.
AUGACGCCAAAGCAGAUAGGCCCUUUUGCCCAGGCGUGGUACAAGUGGAAGGCAUUGCGCCUCCCCUGGCGGCGGCGCUUCCUCAUCGGUUCGUCCCAUUCUUCUUCUUCCCCCUUCACUAAUACUACCUUACCUACCUACAGCUUCGACCUCCAAGGCAACACCUUCUGGGAAUUCCGCCACACCCGCGGCGCACAAGACUCCGCCGAGCGCUGGCGCCGCAUCGUCUCCUACCCGCGCUCGACGCACCUCUCCCAGGUCAAGGUCAGCCCCCAGUGGCACCAGUGGCUGCGGCACGCCCGCCGCGACCCCCCUUCGCUCGACGAGCAGCGCGCCGAGGCCGCGCGGCAGGAGAGGAUCAAGUUGCUUGCUGCGCAGGCCGACGCGCGGUGGGAGGCCAAGCCUAGGGUCAUGGAGGAUCCGAGGGCGCGGGCGCGGGCGGUCCCGGCGCCGGAGAUGGAGCUGAAGGCGAAGGAGAGGAGGGGCUCGCCUUUGGUUGAGGACGAAGAAGAAGGGGAUCCUUGGGCUAGAGCAACAGCUCAUGGACCCGGCGAGAACUGGCAACCGGCGGCAUGGGAUCCCUCGGCCGCGAAGAAGAGACGAUGA